AUGGAGCAGCCAGAGGUCACCCAGAAUUGCGGGGCAUGGUUCAUCUGUAGAGACUCUGAGGCACGAACUUUGAUAGCUCUAGCUCAACCACUGGGAAUUACGACAACAUUAACUGCAGUAUCUUGGGCUAUGUUAUUGGCCUCAAGAUUAGCAACAGAAAGACAAUGGCCAAGAGUUCUCUUUGAAACCGAUUCCGAGAACCUUCCGCGGUUCAUCACCUCCUCUACUCCCCCACCUUGGCACAUAGAAGGAAUGACUGAAGAAAUAAAAAGUAGACUUCGACAGAUCCCGCAAGCUGCUAUUCAACACAAUUACAAGGAAGGAAAUCAAGCAGCCGACGGAAUGGCCAAUCAUGCAGCAGAUGAUAGCCAAACAGAAAAUUCAUCAACCAAAAUAUGGGACCUAACAAUCCCAUCUUUUAUUAAUCACAUUUUAUUUCAGGACUAUGUGAAUACCACAUACCCGCGAUAA
Messenger RNA from Papaver somniferum (opium poppy), 471 nucleotides. RefSeq lists its product as uncharacterized. The transcript has a single exon. The record is from RefSeq and is a predicted model, not a curated record. Gene Ontology annotation, molecular function: nucleic acid binding; RNA-DNA hybrid ribonuclease activity. NCBI's taxonomy places the organism in Eukaryota, Viridiplantae, Streptophyta, Magnoliopsida, Ranunculales, Papaveraceae. Bases 1 to 471 code for a protein of 156 amino acids.